AUGAGUGAAUUUCACUCCGCCUUUGGUGUUGAUCGUGAAAAAAUUGCGAACGAUAGUGACUACGUGCAUAAGACCAUGUACUACGACUACCCACCGGACAACUUGAUGCCGUUUGGGAAAAAGUUCAAAUUCUUUUCGAGGUUCAAGCACAAGCGCAAAACCUCUGUACCGGAUGAGGAUCAUGCCCCGCUCACAGUUGAUGACGGAGAUAUCCAGAAAUAUAGAAGACAAAACCGGCUUUCAGCUUCCUACACAUCCUUGGAUUCUCCGAACCACCGUGUGUCCAGUUCCAGUACUUUGGAAGAAGUGGAUAAGGUGGAGGAUGGCCGAGCCAAUGGAGCCGGUGCUGGGAAUAGGUCGCCCGUCGAGGAUGAUGAAUCGCAAAAUGGUGUAUACGAUUUUGACUCCGAGGACAAUCCACAAUUCGCAACACUUGUUCCGACAUUCCCACCAAUAGGCGUAUCACCUAUCACAUGUGACAUAACAAGUGGCAAAUUCCGUGGCAUUGACACUGCUCUGUCCCAUCUGGUCGACGAUCUGAAGUUCGACAAAGAACAACGAAUAGCAAAGGCCGACCAGAUUAUCAAGGCAAUUCACGCCCUGGAACAAGUUAGACUGCCGAAAUUCUUGGGAUUCAGUAUGCUUACGGAACCCGGGGAACCAAGUGAUUUGUACGAAUUGAAAGAAACUCUCGGAUCUGGCGCAUCAGGAAUAGUAUGUCGUGCACUGGAGAGAAAAACCAGCCAGGAAGUGGCAAUCAAAAUUCUGCAAUUAGCCAGACAAACACAACCGGAGAUGGUCGUGACCGAAAUCGAAGUGCUCAGAGCGUUGAAACACGAGAAUAUUGUAAACUACCUCGGCAGCUUUCUACGGCGUCCACUGGACCAGCUAUGGGUUGUCAUGGAAUACCUAGACGGUGGAUGUCUUGCAGAUUUUGUGACAGAGUUCAAGAUGGAGAGCCGCAUGAUCGCCGCGGUGACAAAAGAGUGCACAAAAGGAUUGGCGUAUUUGCACGAUAGAAACAUUAUACACAGAGACGUUAAAUCAGAUAACAUCAUGCUUGGUAGAAGAGGAAAUGUGAAAAUCACAGAUUUUGGAUUUUGUGCACAAUUGGCCAAUCCGUUUGGAAGAAGGAAUUCAGUUGUCGGUACGCCUUACUGGAUGGCUCCAGAAGUGGCAAAUCAAGAUACCUACGGGACAAAAAUUGAUGUAUGGUCCCUUGGUAUCAUGGUUAUUGAGAUGGUCGAUGGUGACCCACCUUAUUCGGGAAUGCAACCACUACAGGCCAUGCUGAUUAUCCAGACCAGUGCCAGACCAACCCCAAAGGCCAAACGUUUAGACCCUUACCUUCACGAUUUUCUGGAUGUCUGUCUGGAAGUCGACCCACGCAAACGUGCAACAUCACGGCAGUUGCUUCGCCAUCGAUUUCUUAAACGCGCUUGUCCACUGAAUGAUUUGAUACCAUUUAUUGAGCUAACUUGUCAGUACACAGAAAGAUGAGUUUUUC
Molecule: messenger RNA, 1507 nt
Organism: Opisthorchis viverrini
Lineage: Eukaryota; Metazoa; Platyhelminthes; Trematoda; Opisthorchiida; Opisthorchiidae
Exons: 7
Coding region: 1-1500 (499 amino acids)
Biological process (GO): regulation of MAPK cascade; protein phosphorylation; intracellular signal transduction
Cellular component (GO): cytoplasm
Molecular function (GO): ATP binding; protein serine/threonine kinase activity
Source: RefSeq, a predicted model, not a curated record